CAAACCUCCAUUAUCAUCACAAGCUAAUCAUCAAUAUUUAAUUCAGAAAAAUGCAAAACUAAAUGAAUUAUUAGACACAAAGCCAAAUGUAACAUGUUUGUUAAAUAGCUGUAUGGAAUUAGGAGAAAAAUUAUAUUUGAGUACAUCUACAUCUGGAAGAGAAAACAUAAAAUGUCAAUUGGAUGAACUUCAAACAGUAUUUGACACUUUGUAUGAUGAUCUUUUGAAUAUUAACAGAGAAGUCAAAGAUCAACUAACUAGAUGGAGUGGAUUUGAAGAAAUAUACAAUGAAUUAAACCAAUGGUUUAACAACACAAAACAGAUAUUAAAUAAGGAUUUAGUGCUUAAAUCUACAUUAGAUGAAAAGAAAAUGCAAUUACAAAUUUACAGAGAGAUGCUCCAAGCCGCAUUAAAGAGAAAACAAGAUAUUGUAAAGUUACAGGACCUUACAAGCAAAAUGCAAAUGCGAGAAAAUAAUGAUAUACUCUUAUCAUCAAUGAGUAAACAACACAAUGACAUUUUAAAACAAAUUCAAGAUUUCGUAGACAAAUAUGAAGCAAUUGUAAAAGACCAUGAACAGUAUACAAAAUCUGUAAUGGAAAUGCAAGAAUGGCUUGAUGCAACACAUAAUACUUUGAUGCUUUGGGGCGAUACAAAUUUGGAAAAGAUCUCUUUGUUGAGCAAUCUGGACAGAAUAAAGAAUUUGUUAUUAAGCCUUAAUGAAGAAGAAAACAGAAUUUAUAAUAUACAAAAACUAGCAGAAAAAGUUAUUCCUGGUACCAUUGAAAAUGGCCAAGUAAAUAUUAGGGCACAAAUUGAUUCAUCACAACAAGAUUGGGAAGGACUAAUGACGACAGUAAAAACAUCAAUAGAAGCUUUAGAAAAUAAACUUAAUAGUUGGAAUGAAUUUGAUGUACUCAAGGAAUCAUGCUUAACAUGGUUACGUGAAACUGAUUAUAAAAUCCAUGCUAUUGAUUUAAAAAAUUCAUUACAAGAAAAGAAAACUCAGCUUGAAGAACUUAAGGAUUUACAAGGAGUGAUUCGUGCUAAAGAGUUUGAGAUUGAUUCAAUCACAGAAAAAUCACAAAACCUAUACACUAUGUCAAUGUCAACCAAAAAUUCCCAGAUCACAGAAAUUGUUCAAAAGUUUCAUCAGCUUUCAAUGAAAAUAAAAGAAUUGGUUGGAAAAUGGCAACAAUUUUUAAACAAUCAUUUGGAAUUUGAAAGCAGUUUAAGUGAAGCCAUUAUUUGGUUAGAUUCUGCAGAUGAUAAAUUAACAAGCUGUACAGAUUUCAAAUCUACCAGUAAAGCUGAUUUAGAAGAAAAACUUAUUGUUAUUCAAGACAUCUUGUUGUAUAAAGACGAUGGUUUUAAUAAAGUCCAAAAUUGCAUUGAAAUAGCUCAAAUAGUUUUGGCCAAUACCGCACCUGAAGGUCACAAAUCAAUAAAUGAAUCACUUACAUCUUUACAAGAACAUUGGAGUAGCUUAGCAACAAAAAUGAUUGAAACUAAGACAAAUAUUGAUGAAUCAAUUCAACGGUGGUCAGGAUUUUUAGAACAUGUAAAACAAGAAGGAAAGAUAAUAGAAAAAUUUGAGGACGCAUUACCAGAAUUGGAAGAAUUUCAAGGGACUAUGUCUGAAAAAAGAGAUCAAUUAGAAAAAUUAAAACAUUUAGAUGAAAAAGUCCGUUGUGAAAAGUUAGAAAUGGAUUCUUUGAAAUUAAAAGCACAUGAAAUGUUAAAAACUGGGCAUCAAAGCAAUGCUGUGGCAGAAACACAAGAAGUAUUCAAUAAGUUUGAUCAAAUUUCAGAUAAAGUCAAGAAAUUACUUAAUCAACGCGAGCAACAAUAUAAGGAUCAUAAAACUUAUAAAGAAGCAUAUGAAGAAUUAUCUAAUUUUUUGAAUAGAUCUCGAGAUAAAAUACCAUCUCUGAAAGAACGACCACUUAGUGAUAAAUUAGCAAUUGAAAAUGCAAUAACACCGUUGGAAACCUUAUUAAAUAAAAGAGCUCAAGGUGAAUUGCUUUUAGAUAACUUGAACACAAUUGGAGGAAUUAUAAUUGCAAGCACUUCUGAAAAUGGAGAAAAAAUUAUAAAACAAGAAAUUUCAUCCAUAACUGAUGAAUUAAACAAAUUAUUUGAUGAUAUAUUAACUCAAAAAGAUAAUCUCCAUGCUAUUCAUACACAUUGGAGAGAAUAUAAAGAUGAGUAUGAAAAACUAUCAGAUUGGUUACAACAAAUUGAUAUAUCUAUGAAGGCUAUUAAAAAUACACCAUUAGCAACGGUAUUAGAAAAAACUGAUCAAGUAAAACAAAUACAGGAUGUGUUAGAUAAUUUAGAAAAAGGUAAAUCUAAUAUUGAGAGAUUUAAUGAAAGUUCGGGACCACUUUUAAAAUCGCAUCUUGAAACUUAUGUCAAUAAUCAGUUAAGACAUCUCAAUUCCCGUUACGAAGUACAAGUGAAUUUAGCAAAGGAUGUUCAAAGAAAAGUAGAGACAAAUCUUGAACACCAUUUACAGUAUGAAAAUUAUUUAGAAAAAGCCAAAACAUGGAUAAAUGAUGCAAAAGAGGCAAUUAGAUGUGGAAAUGAAACAACAACAUCUAAUACUAGUAAAGAAGUUUUACAAUCUCGACUUGAUAACAUUUUGGAAUUAUUAAAAUCACAAGAAGAAGGUCAAUUAAUUAUUCAUUCCACUGUAAACUCUGGUGAAAAAGUUCUGAGGAGUACCAGAUCUGAUGGGAAAGAUCUAAUAAAUAAUCAAUUAAAAGAAAUUCAAGUAGACUGGGAUAGACUUGUGAAGAAAAUAGCUACAUCAAAAGUGCACCUUGAAACAAGCCUCCUACAAUGGGCUGAUUAUAAUUCAUCAUAUUCGCAUCUAGAACAAUGGAUUUCAGAUCGUGAAGCUAAACUCGACGAAGUCUGUGAACUUAAGGUAUCAAAAGCAAAAAAAAAUCAAGUUGGAUUUGGUUCUCUAAGUAUUGGAGAACGUAAAGCAACAUUACGUAGAACAAAUAGUAUUGUUCAAGACAUAGUUUCUUUUGAACCUAUGAUUCAAAAAGUGACUCUUAAGGCUGAAGAUUUGCAACAGGCUGUACCUGCUAAUGAAAUAACUAAUAAAUAUCAUACAUUAAGUAUCAAAGCAAAAGAUCUUUAUGAAAGGCAAAAAGAAACUGUUAGAUUACAUCAAGAAUUCAUAGAUGCUGGAAAUGAUUUUGCUACAUGGUUACGGUCAGCUAAAGAACGUGUUAGUAAAAUAUCUGAACCAACAGGAGAUAAAGAAAUGUUGAGUGCAAAGUCUGUUCAGUUCAAGGUAUUACAGAGUGAAUUACCUACAGGACAAAACAAAUUGGAGUUUGCUCUUGAAAGAGCAGAGAAAGCUUGUUCCUAUGCUGAUGAAGAAGAAAAAGAAAUAAUCGAACAAGAAGUGGUAAUGCUUCAAGAAGAAUUUGAUAUACACAAUGACACUCUUCAAAAAACAAAAGCAUUAUUAGAAGAUGGCAUAUAUAAAUGGAAUGACUUUGAUGACUACUCUAAAGGUGCAACAGAAUGGUUGAAUAAUACUGAAAAACUUGUUCAAUCAUACAAUAAACUGCAGCCAAGUUUAGAAGGAAAAAAAGAAGCAUUAGAAGAAUUCCAAACGCAUUUGCAAACAUUGUUUGAUUGGCAAAAGGAAUUGGAUAUUUUAAAUGGAAAAGCACAGGUUCUAUUAGAAACGUGUUCUGAUACACGUUUAUCAAACUCAAUCACUCAGAUGACAACCAAAUACAAUACAUUACUUUCUUUAGCUAAAGAAGUAAUGCGACGUUUAGAAUUACAUUAUCAAGAACACCAACAACAUAAUUCACUGUACCAGGAAUGUCUAGAUUGGCUCGAAAGAACUCGAGAUAAGUUAAAUGAAUGCGAAGAAAUACCUAACAGCUUAAAUGAAGUGAAGAGUAAACUUCAAAGCUUAAAAGUGAUUAGACAAACACUUGAACAAGGUCAAAAUCGAUUACGAUACAUAAUGGAAUUAAAAGAAAAAGUUGUUUUAAGUACUGAACCUCAAGGCGCUGUUAAAAUCGAAGAAGACACAGAAAAUUUAAGACAAGAAUUUGACAAGCUUUCUAAUAAAAUUCAAGUGUGUAACAAUAAUUUAACAUUAAAAGUAUCACAACUUGAAGAAUUAGAAAAAUGUAUAAAAAUAUUAAAUGAAUGCUUGGAUGAUAUAAGCUCUAAAAUCAAUGGAAAUGAUCUUGAUCAACCAUUAAAUAAUUUAAGUGAAAAGAAAACUGCAUUUGAAAAAUUGAAGUCCUUACUUCACGAACUUAAUACUCACAAUGAUUUGGUUAAUCGAUUAUCGACCAAUAUUGAAAAUAAGUCUUCUUCACUUCCGGAAUCAAUAACUUGUGUAUCAAGAUAUAAUAGUCUUAUUAAUAUGAUAACUAAUAAACUAUUAGCUAUGGAAAAUCAAGUAGCAGAACAUGAAGCUUAUAGAAGUGCGUUUAUAAACGUAAAUGAUUGGUUAAGAAAAACUCGAAUUGCAGUUCAAAGUUGUGCUGAUACACAUGGUGAUUAUAAAGUUAAUGAUUCUAAGAUCACUCAGCUAAAGAAUAUUGAAGAUUCUUCUCCAAGUGGUGAAGCAAUGAUUAAAGAUGUUUUGACACUAAUUGAAACUCUGAAAAACAGUACUGGUCCAGAAGGUUGUGAUAAACUAAAUCAAGAUAAAAAUCAAUUAAACUGUGACUGGGAUGAGCUAAAGCAUUUCAUUAAAGAAGUUCAAUCAGCAUUAAAUAAAUGUGCUAAGGCGUGGGAUGAUUUUAAUGUAGUAUAUAAGGCAUUAAAAGACUGGGAAACAGAUUUAACCAAUAAAGUCAACAUUGCUUCAAUGUCUAAUGAGGCAUAUACUCCAGAUGAUUUAGACCAAUACAAACUUUGGCUACAAGAAAUCAUCAAUCAAAAUUUAUCUAUUGAAGAACUUACUGAUCGAUGUGAAUCAUUAAUGGAAUUGAGUGCAUGCAAUUGGGUUAGGGAUGACACAUUAAAAAUACAAUCAUCAUACACAACUUUAUUAACUACUACUCAAGGACUUGUAUCAAAGGCAGAAAAGAGUUUAACUGAUCACACUGAAUUUAUAGCAGCAAAAGAAAAAGUUGAAGAAUGGUUAAAUCAUGCUCAUGGUACAGUUCAAGAUUGCAUUGGUGAAGGUGAUUUAGAUUGGGUGAAAGACAAACUACAAACAGUACAUCUGGUUUCUUCUAGAAUAACAGAAGGUCAAUAUUUAAUGAAUGGUAUGCAGGAAGUUUUCACUAAAGCAUUGAACAACACAUUAGCUGCAGAAAGAAACACUUUAGUUAAUGGUAUGGAAGAACUAAAUAACAGUUGGAACAGUUUAAAUAUUGAUUUAAAUUCUGUUAUUGCACAUUUGAAAUCUCUCCAAGCUCGCUGGGAAGAAAAUAAUGAAGCAAAAGAUAACCUUGAGAAAUGGUUAAGUUCAUUGGAAUCUAAAACCACUAAAAAGCAUGAUUUUAGAGCAGAUGUUGGAGAAAUGAAAACGCUUCUUGAAAGAUUAAAUUAUUCAAUAAAUGAGAUUGAUGAAAAAGAAACAGAUUUUAAUCAUAUUAUCACUGAAACCGAAGAACUUUCGAAGUUCUGUAAAAAUAAUAAUCUAAAUUCUGAUAUUAAACAGUUAAAAACAAGAAAAAAUAUUCUCAAGGAAAAAACAUUGAAACGUAUAGAUAGCUUAGAAAGUGAAAUAUCACAACAUUCUAAUUAUUUACAAGCACUUCAAGAAUCUGAAAAAUGGUUAUUACAAAUAUCAUUUCAGUUGAUGGCUCAUAAUUCAUUGUAUAUCACCAACAGACAACAAACACAAGAACAAAUAAGACACCAUCAAGUCUUACUCAAUGAAAUUAUUCAGUAUCAAGAAGUAUUAGAUGAUUUAAAAUCAAAAGGAAAAACUCAAAUAGAACGUUAUGUUACAUCCACACCAACAAUUCAAACAAUAGUUGAACAACAAUUGAGUAAUAUUCAAGAUAGUUAUAAUUCCUUGUUUAACACAGCCCAGCAAAUAAAAUCUAGACUCGAAGAGUCUCUAUUAAAAUUUAAACAAUACGAAGAUAUGUUGGAAAGUAUUUGGUCAAACUUGGAUGAUUACCAACCAUUUAUGAACAAAACCAUAGAUGAUAAUUGGUCUCUUACAGAAGCUAAAGAGCAGUUAGCAAUUUACCGAGAUCUUUUGGACAAGUUACAAGGAGAGAAAACUAGAUUGGCUUUAGCUGUACAAGCUUGUGAGGCUGCAGUAGCAAGUAUAUCAAGACCUAGCAGUCCUGUGGAGUCUACAAACUCUAUGAUUCCUGAACAAGAAAUUGCUAUCCGUUUACGCUUAGAAGAAAAUCUCGAUCAGAAAAGCAAACCAGCACCAGAACUCUCUAAAACACUGUUAUCAAUGCUUGAACACUUAGAAGACACAGGCAUACCUAAAAUUUUAAUUCCAUUUACUGAUUAUGUACAAAACUUUGUUGAUGAAUUGGUCAAUAUGAUAUCAAUUUUGGAGAAUAAACACAACCAGCGUGCAAUAGUUUAUGAAUGGAUAGAAAAAGAAAUUAUUAUUUUAAACAAAAUGAAAGAAAAACCAACUAGGAUUAACAUAGAGGCAACUACUCAAGAAAUAACCAAUUUAAAUGAAAUGUUACAAAAUGUUAAUGAUAAAAAAUUGGAAAUAGCUCAAUUAGUUUCAGAUGAUCCAUCUGAUAAACUUGUUACUGAUUUAGACAAUUUGAUAGAUAUGAUAAAUCAAAUACUUCAGAAAAAACAAUCUGAUCAAAACUUAUUGUUAGUAUAUAAAAAUAGUGAAACAGAUUUACAAAAUUGGUUUGAUAAUUUGUCUAAGUGUAUUGAAUCCUUGGAAAAAGGCAGUGGAAAUACUUGUCUACAAAAAUUAGUACUGUUUAAUAGUAUUAAAGAAGAUUAUAUAAAUAAUGGAGAAAAACUAAUCAAUAGUUUAAGAUCCAACUGUCAAAAUUUAAGAGAAGUAGUCAGUAUAUCAGAUGCUCAGUUACUUGAUGAUCAGAUGAAAUCAGCUGAUAGGCGUUAUAGAGACUUUUGGACAAGAAUGGAAAGAAAAUAUGAAAUCAUAGAAAAUUCAAAAAAAAAUUUACUUUAUGCUACAUCACAAAUAGAAGAAAUUAAUAGUUGGAUAGAUGAAAAAUCACAACUGUUGGAUGAAAAUAAUAUAAUUAGUUAUGAUAGUAACAAUGUUGAAAAGAAGUUAAUUGAUUUGAAAAAUAUUAAUAAAGAAGCAGAGACAAAACAAGUAUUUUUAACUGAUUCACUUACAGUUAAACUCAAUGCUAUAGAACUUGAAUCUGAGCCUAUAGAGUACAAUAACCUCGAGGAAAAAUUAUAUAAACCUACUAUCAACAAGUUGGAUAAUUUUAAAACAAAAAUAAAUGAAAUUCUACAAAAAAUGAAAAAUAUGCAUGAAGCCAGUCUAAAGUUUGAAAAUUCACUUACUCAAUGUAAUGUAUGGUUAGAUCGAAGUGAAAAGGAUCUCUCACCAGAUAAAUAUAAACUUGAACCUUUAGAAUUAAUUGUAGCUGAAAAAAAUGUUGAAAAAAUUUUGAAUUUUAAAACGGACAUUCAAUGUUUUAAAGAUGGGAAAUUAUCGGAUUUGGAAAAAAAUAGUCAAGUUUUAUCUAAUUUUUGUGAUAAAAACAAUAUUUCAGUAAUACAAUCAAUCUUAAAUGAUGUUCUAAAUAAGACUAAACAAAUUGAUAAUAUGAGUAAUAUUAUCGAAGAAAAAUCAAAAUCUAUUUUGGAAAAUAGGAAAAAUGUUGAAAAUAAUGUUAAUAUAUGUCAACAAUGGUUUAGUGAAGUAGAAGUGAUUAUGUCUGCUGAUGUUCGUCUAUCAAGUUUAAACAUUGUGGAAGAUCAACUGCAAAAGUAUGAUGAUCUUAAUAAACGCAGUUCUGAAAUUGACCAAACUAUUGAACAACUUAAAAUAAUUAGUGAACAAAUGGUACUAUGUGAACCAGAUACAUUAAAAAUUAGUGAUCAGAUUUUAUCAUUAGAAAACAGUCAAAAAAGAACAAAAGCCAUGAUAAAAGAUAGAAUUGAAAUGAUUGGACAGUAUCUAGAAAAAAUGAAAAGUAUUUCAAAAACUGUAGAAGAAAGUAAGAAAAUUAUUUUAAAAGUUGAGUCAAACUUGCAAGAGCUUGAUCGUCCGGUAGGAAGUACUAUGGAUGAUGUCAAAGACAUGAUAAAUUCUUAUGAAGUAUUGUUAAAAGAACUAAAACAUUGGAACGAUAAAUUAAGUGAUAAUGAUAAUGAAUCACUUAUUGAAAUUGUUAAGCAGCAAGAAGAUCUAAUCAAUACAAUUGAAAAACAACUAUCAAAACUUAGACAGUUGUUACACCUUCAUGAGCAGUUUAUGACAUUAAUUGCAGAUAUUGUCAUGUUUCUUACUAAAUAUUCUAGUGUAGUCAAUGAAAUUGGAAAAUCUGGAAACACUAUUCAAAAUAAAAUCAAGCAGUUUGAUGAGGUUACGGUUAAGAUUCAAGAGUGUGAAGCAACUCUCUUAUUGGCAACAGAUAAAGGUGAAAGAAUUGCUGAAGUAGGUUCUGCGUUCGAUCAUAACAACAUAACUCAGCAGUUGCAAUCAUUAAAACAACAAUUGCUUACUUUGAGAAAAGCUGUGGAAAAAGAAAGACAGAAGCUUGAAGCUACUGCAGCAGAACACAUUAAACUUGCUUCUGAUUUAGAACAAGUCUUAGAUUGGAUUCGUGAAAAUGAGGCUCUCAUUAAAUCUAGACCAUUACUUGAAAUUAAUAUUAAUAGUGUUGAAACCGAUUUAAAAGCACAUGAGGAAUUAAAAGUACGAGUUGAUGAGCAUUUGUCUCGAUUGAAAACGAUACAUUCAACAGCUCAAAACGAAACUAUUGAAGACAGCACAAUGCUCGAAUGUUUAAGUGAAGCUAACUCAUUUUUAAAUACUAUACCAAAAGAAUUGCAAGACAGACAAACAUAUUUAAAUAUAAAUAAAGACUAUCGUAUAGACUACGAACAGUUAAAGCACGAAUUUACACUGUGGAUCAACGAAGCUAAACAAAAAUUAAAAUCUGUUGAAGAAAACAAACCUGAUUACACGAGUAUGAUUUCAAAUUUGGAACAUUUACAAGCAUUUUUCGGUGAUAAGACUAUUCAUGAUUUAGUCACAAAGAAAAUCAAAAAUUCAAUAGAUAAAAUCAGACCAUCCUUAACGUCUCAGCAAAACGAUGUACUGACGGCAGAACAACGAGAAUUUAAUAAAGACCUCGAAGAUGUAAUGAAUUCAGCUAAAGUCAUUCAGAAAAAUAUGGAAGACAAAUUUAGUCUUUUCAAAGAGUAUAAAAGUAUUGUCGACAAAGUAUCAUCGAUUUUAGACCGCUGUAAAUACAACGAAGACCCUAUUCAAAACUUAGCUGGUUUAUACUUCAAUGUUGAAAAAAUUACAUUAGUUCAAAACGACUUAUUUCGCCAACAAGCCGAACUGGAUUUAUUACUGAAUAAAUCAAAACAAUUUGAUGCCAACGAUGAAAUCCAAUCUGAAACCGAUUUGCUUACAAAACAAUGGUCAGAAUUAGAAAAAGAAAUGUCAUCUCGAAUUAUGUUAGUGACCGGAGUGGGUGAAAAAUGGAAAAAUUUCGAAGAUGAGAAUAGAAAAAUCGAAACUGAUUUUACUCGUAUUAAAGAUACUUUAAUGAGCGUUGAUCAAGUGAUUAGAUCAAAAGAUCAAUUAUUUGAGUCAUUAGUUACACUCCGCAAAUUAAAAGAAAACUUGGAUGUUUGUGGCAAUCAACUCAGAAAUAUUAUGCCGAUCGGUGAGAGUGUUCUUAACUUUUUAAUUUCCGAAUCCCAUCCUGCAUCUUCUACUUUGAAGGAUGACAUUGAAUCGCAUUGUAAUAAACACGAGUCGCUCGCGAACCAAUUGAACCACCAACUCGGUCAAUUUGAAGUGAAUUUGAAUGAUUUCACCCAGGUCGAAGCCCAACUUGACAAAUUAGAGUUGUCCCUGAAUAAUCUCAAACCUGAAGUGGAAUAUUUUUACGUAUUUGCUCAAGACAUUGAACAAACUCAGAAGGAAUUUGAUGAUUUAUCCGAAAAAGUAAAAGAAGCUGCCAAUGAUUUAAAAAAAUUUAUCGAAUGCACACAAAACAACUAUAUUUCAUUACAAAAAUUAGUGCCAAACGAUUUGUUAAGCAAGUUCAAUCCGCUGGAGCUCGUCUCCGAAGAAUUGACGAGUCUGAUGGAUUCAAACAGUAGAGGCCUUAAACGGGCCAAAACUAUUCGAACUGAGUAUGUGAAGUAUAUAGACGAUGUGCAGAGAUGGCUUCAAGAGGCUGAAGUGAAGGUUCAAGAUCGCGGCAGUGAACCAAAAAAAGUCAAAGAACAUAUUCAGACCAUUGAAGAUGAAAUAAGUGCAAUUAAUGAUAAACUAAAUAAAGCUAUUAAACACGGAAACGAAAUCGUCGAAAAAACAAAAGAUGAAGAAGAAAAAGAAAUGAUUCCAAAAACGAUUGAAUCGUUAGUAGGAAAAAUGAGUCAAGUGAAAUUUUGGUUGGACGAAAAACGUAGUCAAAUUGGUGACACUUUGGAUGCCUGGCAAAAAUUCUUAUCUGUUUAUGACUUGGUGAUGGCCUGGUGCCAAAGUAAAACAAAUUAUUUAGAAGAACCAAUAACUCUAAGUUCACUCGAAGAAGUAAAACAAAAAGCUCACGAAUUUUCGGCUGCUGUGAAAUCAAGCAAACAACAAAGCAAACAUCUGGCUGAAAUGAGUAAAGAAUUGGAUAUCAUUGCUUUGUCAACAGAUGUUGGACAUUUGCCUGAAAAACUAGAAGAAGCUAAUAAUGCUAAAAAUGAUGUUGAGGGAAAACUUUCAGAAAAGAAUGCUCUAUUACAUGAAACAUGUGAAGAAUGGGAGCAAUUUGAAAGGAAAUUAAAAGAAGUAAAAUUAUUUAUCGAAAAGUCUCAAAAUGCUAUUGAAUCAGCUGCCAACAAAAAAAGAACACUACGUGAACAACAUGAUCUUAGAGAAAAGAUGUUGGCUGAUAUUACAAUACAAAGAAAAAAGAUUACAUUGUCCACUGAAAAAUUGCAGAUUCAUUUUCGAGCUGGUUUUGGUGGCAGUGAAAACAUUGAACAUUUAGCUAAAGAUAGUUUGGCUCAGUUAGAUAAAUUGUUCAAAAUUGUGGAAGAGCAAGCACAUAAUUUGGAAGAAAGUCUCUUACAACUCGAUAAAUAUCAACAAGAAAUACAACAUCUACGUCAAAAAGUUAUUACUGCUGAGCAACAAUUAAGACUAACACAAAGUCCAACGUAUUUACCGCACGAUAGACAAAAGGCUAUGCAAGAACAAAACGACGUUCGAAACGCACUGGAAUCAUAUCAGCAACAUUUGGAUUGCACAAUGAAUGCUGUGCGAACGCAUAUCAAACAUUUUAUCGGUUCCAAUCCUUUGCUGGAAUCCACAUCAUGUACAGAUCCUGUAAAAAAUCUUAAAAAUUCAUCAAAACAAAUAAGCAGUAAUAUUACUAAAACUCCCCAAAUAGUGUUAAAUUUAACUGAAACCGAUAGGCAUCAAACACGAAUUAAAUCACGGUCCCCUUCGCCGUUUUGGAUAAAAGGUGAGACGUCGACGUACUCAGAAGUUGUCAAAACCGGUUACGUAUUGUCAAGGAAUAACAGUAGAAGCCCAAGUCCAGAAUUGAAACGAAUCGAUGUCGAGGGCGGAGUACGUAUGAGUAGAAAGUCAAGUUUCAAUAAUCUACUCCAAACGCCAUCAUUGACGAGAGCCAGAAGUAAAUCACCAAAGGAUAGAUGGCAACCGAAGGAUUUAAAAAAAAACACUACUUUACGCGUAUCACCGCUGCAAACAACGUCGUCUUCAGCAUUUACUGAGAAUGAACAAUUAAAGGAAGACAACUUAAAUUACAUUACUCUCGCACUACCAAGUUCUAAACCCGUAAAACGACGAUCUCGUUCCAGAAGGAACCGAAACGUAACUGAGAAAGACUCCGGAAACAAACAAGACACCGAUAGCGAAUCCUCAGCGAACGUUACAAAAACAUUUAUACCCUUAAGUCAAUCAAGGGACACUAUGAGUUUGUCAUCGACAGAGAAACCGGAAAUUGUCGUGUCAAACAUAAAAACUCGACGGAAUAGCGAAGAUAACCUCCAAUCGCGAAACCUGGUCACUCAAAUCUCUGACACAUGUAACCCGGUGUUUUGCGGUGGUGAUUGGGAUUUAUUGACCGAAGCCGACACUGUUGAGGCAGUACCAUUAAACGCUGCGUCGGACACCGUUGACUUUUCGAAAUCUCGAUUGUCAUUGGAUGGUGUGUUAGGUAGCACCAGAUACUCGGACAGCUGUUUCGAUUUAAACGAACGAUUGAAAGGGAUAUUUGGUUCGGUUGACCAGAAACACUACAGGCAUCACCGUGUUAUCGAUCGUCCGCGAUCUAAAUCUGAUACUCGUGAUCUGAACGAACUCACUCAGAUAUUUACUAACCCCAAUAUCGAUGACAAAAAUAAGUACACGUGCCGUUUCGAACGUAGUGCCGGAUCGGUUAAAACCCAUCUCAAUAGGGACUCCUCUUCCGGUAGACGUUCUUUUGAUAAUAUUAUUAUCUUAUCCCCUCUUGGAAACACGCAAAUGGAGCGGCAGUCAGACGGAACUAUUGACAUCGAACACGACGAGUCUACUAUCAAAUCACAUUUACAAGCACUAAGCGAUGAUAGUAUACCAUUAGAAUUAGCAAUGAAACCAUUUGUGAUAUUUGAUGAAGGGCAUACUGCAAUACAAGAAUUAACUUCAACGCAAACUAUGAUUACUUCAUUAAUCACGGACGAUAGUGAUCAAUCACAAACUAAGGCAAUUAAAGAACUGAAGACAUAUAUAGAACAAUAUGAACAAAUGUUAAUAGAAUUAGAAAUUAAUGAAGAUAAAGACGAAUCAUAUGAUUUAAGUAAAAAAAUUAUGAAAUUAAAAGACAUUUUAACUAGAUACAAAUCUUAUGAAGAAAUAGAAGAAUUUCAAAUAUUAAUUGUUCAUCUUAGAACUAUCAUGGAAAAACUUGAGAAUAUAGUGAUAAACAGAAAUAACAUGGCUACUCAGAUGAAAUUAAAAGAUGUUGAUCAUAUCAUAUGUUAUUAUGAAAAUUGGUUAUUAACAACUGAAAAUGAUGGUCCCAAAUUUGUGGACGAUAUUGAAGAACAAAUUAUUCAAUUAAAAGAUAAACUACAACAAUUAAAAACAUAUGAAAAAAAUGUUGAAUAUGAGACACGUAUUUUAAAAUUUCAACAUAUAAUUGAAAAACUUGAAAUUAUUAAAGAUAACUUCACAAAAUUGAAUCAAAAGGACACAAAAUACAAUGUUGAAAGCACGAUUAUAUCAACUGAAUUAUCUUGCAUGAAUUCACCUAAAGAUUUAUAUAAUACUAGUGUAGAAAGCAUGAUGAUUCCAAAAUUAAACUAUUCAUUAAAUCACCCAAAAAUAGGAUUACAGUCGCAAGAAAAAUAUAGUGUAACUGCCCCGAGUAUAAUAAAAAACACCGAAAGAGAGAAUGAAAUAAACACAAUAAAUAUGCUAAAAGACAGUGAAGUUUUAAGAAGUCCAAAGUUAGUGAGGAAAGUAAACCAAGCAUUGCGAGAUGAAAUAAAUGUUGAUAGUAACAAAGUAUUAGGCUCUCUAGAACAAACUGAAAUAGACACAAAUAAUCGUUUUGAAAUUGAUAAGCCAUUAGAGAAAAAUAAAACAAUAGCCGUUAAUACACAAUUUCAAUCUACACAUCAUGAUAAUAUACGAAAAUCAGAAUCACCAGAAAAGAAAGAAGAUAAAAAAUCCAAAGGUUUUCUUCGGUUUAAAAUGCCAAAUGUGUUUAUGAAAAAAUCAAAACAAGGUGAAAUUGAUAAUGAAAGUAUUCCAAGUAAUACACAGGAACAAAGUGUAGACAUUGAAAGUGAUAAUGUAAAACUAUUAAUGUACAAAAGAAUGAGUAGUAUAAUUAAUGAUACCAACAUUUUACAACAAAAUGAAAACAAAUUAAAUGAUGAAAAUUAUAAAAAAGAAAAUAAUCAAAAAAUCCAGGAUAAAGACUCACCACAUAAUGUAAAGGAAGAUAAUAGUACUACACUUACAAGUAUCAAUGAUAAAGUAGCACGGAUAAUUGAAAAAAACAAAUUAAAAUAUCCAAGUGAUAAAACUAUUCAAAAAGUUCAAAUAAUAAAAGAGAACCAACUGGAUACGGGAAAUCAUGAAUUUCCGAUUACAUCUGAUACACAAAUCAUAAAAAGUGAUCCCGCUGUAAUAAUUAACUCCCGCAGAACAGUUAGACGCAUAAUGGUUAUUGACGGAAAAGAAAUUAUAGUAGAAGAUAUUAUUGAUGAACCUAUAUCUGGUGAAUCUGUUAAAAGUAUUAUGAGAAAAAUAACUAAGGAUGGUAAAGAAGAAGUUGAAAGUAUAAGUGAUCCAACAGAAAUUGAAAAAAUAUUACGGUUGUCUGGAACUAAUGAUAAUGUACAAAAUACAUGUGUAACUAUUACAAAAACACGAAAAACAAUGGUAAGUGGAAAUAAUAUUGAUGGAGAGGAACUAGAUGGAUCUAUCAUUAAUGAUAUGAAUGAAAAAUAUACUAAAAGGACGUUAAAGGACGGAUAUGAAAUAGAAGAAGUGGUGAAAAAUCCGGAUGAAAUAAAAAAAAUGAUUGGUCUCCAAGAAAUAAAAAAUGAUUAUAUCACUGACAGUAAAGUUACAACCACUAAAACACGAAAAAUAAUAAAGCGAAGAAUAGUUGUCGAUGGAAAAGAGACGUUGAUAGAAGACUUUGACAAGACAGAAAACGAAGGAAUAUUAGAUGAAAGUAUAGAAAAAAUAAUAGGUAACAAGCAAGACUAUGAAUCCAUAGAAGAUAGUUUUGAGAUAAUUCCAGCAUUAGGUUUUGAAGAUAAUGUAAGAUCAAUCGACAAUAAUAUGGAUCGUAACAAACCUCAAGAUGGUGAUAGUCCAUUAUUAUCAGAAGAACAAGAACAUAUUGAAAAUCUAGGUAUAAAUAAAUCAUCUAAAGAAAUUGAAACCUCUCCUUCUUUCUUAAGUAAAAUAAUACGUAAAGGUUUUAAAAUAUCAACACCCAAAGCUAAUAAAAAAUCUAGAGACAAUGCUAUAGAUGAAAACAUAGAGAAAGAUGAGAAAAUCAAAUCAGACUUAAAUACUUUCCUAGAAAAAGAACGGGAAAACAAUAGCCUGCAAUAUACAUUACAAUCAAACGAACCAUCAUAUUUAGACAAAAAUGAAUCAAAUACUGAAAUACAAACAGAUAAAGAGAAAUUGUCAGUUAUCAAAGAACCUUGUAUUUUAAAAUCAAAUGGAAAAACUAAAAACGAACUUGAAAAUGUAAACAAACAAGAUGAAGAUACAAACAAAAUAAAAAAAUCAGAAAAAUUGAUCAGUGAUGUUAAAAAAGAUGAAGAAAAUGAACUAAUAAAAACGGUGUUACUAGACAAAAAUAAGUAUGAAAUGCUUUCUAGUAAUAUGACGGACAGUGAUAAUAAACAAAAUGAGAGAAUAGGAGAAAUACAGCAAUAUUCAAUUAUAGAUAGUGAAAACGAGAAACAUAAAAACAAAAAUAAUGAUAAAUCAGAUCUACCUCAACCAAACAUACCUGAAACAUUAAUCAACGUGAAGGAAAGAACAACGGAACAAACAAACAUUUCGAAGAAGGUACAAAAUGUAAUUGAAAGUCCACAUAAAGACAAUAUCACAAAACAAGAAGAUCCGACAAACAAAAGUAGUGGAAAUAUACAUAAAAUUAAGAAAACACGAAUAAUAAGAAAAGUUAUUAUAUCCAACGGAAAAGAAACAAUAGUCGACGAAAAUAUAGCAGAACCUAUAGAAACAGAAGAACGCUCAGAUAUUACGUUACCAGAAAUAAAUCCGAAUGUAAAAGGAGAAGCACUUGAAAAAGAUGAAGAUCAACUACCCAAACAAAAUGUUAAUUCACCUUCAUUCUUAAGUAAAUUGCGUAAAGGUCUAAAAAUGUCAACAUCCAAGACGGAUAAAAAAUUGAAAGACAAGGGUGAUACAGUAAUGUCAGAAUCGGACGAAAAAACUAAAUCUUUAUUGAAUGAUUUUAUUGAAAAAGAGAGAGAGAACAUAAUCGUACAUUAUUCACCAGCAACUGAUGACAAUUCUGGACUUGAAUAUCCCGGAAAAGACGAACGUUCGAAAACGCCCGUAGAAGGAGAUAAAUCAAUCGUGCUACGAAAUUAUGAGGUAUCUGAUAUUUCUGGAAACGAUAGGCCUUUAACGUCCAACACUCAGAUCAAUCAAACUGGAACGGCCACCACGUGGAAAUCGAGAAAGGUUAUUAGACGCAUCGUUAUCAUAGAUGGUAUAGAAUGCGAGGUAGAAGAGAUAAUUGAUGAACCGGAAGCUGGUGCACCGGUUAAGAGUAUAACGAGAAAAACCAUUAAGAACGGCGAAGAAAUAGUUGAAAAUAUUAUCGAUCCGGAAGAAAUUGAAAAGAUCUUACGUCUCUCCGUACUCAACGAUAGCGUAAAGAAUACCAGUGAAAGUGUAACAACCACAAGAAUACGUAGAAUCGUUAGGCGAAAAAUUAUUGUAGAUGGAAAAGAGUCUGUAGUAGAAGAGACAAUUGAUGAACCUAGUAGCGACGAGAUAACUGAUAACGUAAUACUAAAACCGUUCGCUUACGGUACAGAGGGGGUACAAACAUCUAUCAGUGACCUUCCUGUUGACCAUAAAUUAAUAACAAAAACUAUAACGAGGAAAAUUAUUAGGCGUACCGUAGUGAUAGAUGGGAAAGAAAAGGUUGUAGAGGAGGUGGUGGAGGAACCGCAGAGUUUUGAUUUUACAGAAUCGUUAGGUCGAGAAUUAAAUAAAGACGGUAAUGAAAGUUACGGUACUACAACAAUCCCGCUGGAUAAGCGCACAAAUAGGGACUCUGAAUUUAUAAACGAGACUCAAACAGACCAUACCGUUUUGACGACGGUAAAAACUCGAAAAAUAAUACGGAGAAUAGUAAUUGUGGAUGGUAAAGAGACAGUUAUAGAGGAGGAAGUUGAUGAACCUGAGACAAGAGAUAACUCUAAUUUGAAUGAUAUGGAUAAAGAUGAACAGAAAACAAUUGAAAUAGUUGAACAACCGUUUGAAGUAGAUAACGUAGAUGUCGAUAAAACCCAAACAGUAACCACCCGUACAAUUAAAAAAAUACGGAAAAUAAUAAAGCGAAUAAAAACAGUGGACGGGAAAGAAAAGGUAAUAGAGGAAAUUGUGGAUGAACCGAUAGAAGAUUAUAACAUCGAAUCAGGGGAAGGUCUUUCAGUAUCUAUUCCAAGUGUUGAUAUCAUAACUCCUACGAUAUCCGGAGCGGAGUUGCCAAUCACAAUAAAAGAAACCGAUUUACCAUCCGUCGAUGUACCUGAAGUGAAAGCAACAAAACAUGACGUCAAAGUUCCCAAAGUGGAUACCAAAUCAACCAAAUUCGAUUUGUCCGACAUUAAGAUUCCUGGAUUCAAAGGUAAAAAAGAUAAAAAAUCCAAACCUACUUCGGAAUUGGAUAUUAAAUUCGACGACAGCAUUUCGGUGGAUAUUCCUUCUGUAAAUGUACCUAAAAUCGAAGUUCCGACUACAGAUAUUAAAACACCCGACAUUAAGAUCAAAAAAGGAAAAUCACCAAAAGGAUCAACCGAUAUUAAUAUCGACAUCAAGGAAAAGGUGACUGUUGACAUUCCAUCAGUAACCGUCCCUAGUGUUGAUAUUAAAGCUCCAUCAAAACAAACAAUUGAGGAACAAAUUAGAACCGUUGAAGCUGGAUUGCCAUCCGUCGAUGUAGAAAUACCAAAAGUUGAUGUUAAGAAACCGGAUAUACCAAAAGCCGGAAUCAAAGCUGAUAUCAAAACAUCGAAAUUCGAAUUGCCGGAUGUUCAGAUUCCUGGAUUCAAGGGAAAGAAAGAUAAAAAGACCAAACCUACUUCGGAAUUCGGUAUUAAAUUCGACGACAGCAUUUCGGUGGAUAUUCCUACUGUAAAUGUACCUAAAGUAGAAGUACCGACUGCAGAAAUUAAAACACCCGAUACUAACAUCAAAAAAGGAAAAUCACCAAAAGGAUCAACCGAUAUUAAUAUUGACAUCAAGGAAAAGGUGACUGUUGAUAUUCCAUCAGUAACCGUUCCUAGUGUUGAUAUUAAAACUCCAUCAAAACAAACAAUUAAGGAACAAAUUAGAACCGUUGAAGUUGGAUUGCCAUCCGUCGAUGUAGAAAUACCAACAGUUGAAAUUAAGAAGCCGGAUAUACCAAAAGCCGGAAUCAAAGCUGAUAUCAAAACAUCGAAAUUCGAAUUGCCGGAUGUUCAGAUUCCUGGAUUCAAGGGAAAGAAAGAUAAAAAGUCCAAACCUACAUCAGAAUCAAGUAUUAAAGUUGACGAUAAAAUUUCGGUUGAGAUUCCAUCUGUGUCAAUUCCAAGUGUUGAUAUCAUAACUCCUACGAAAUCUGGAGCGGAGUUGCCUAUCACAAUACAAGAAACCGAUUUACCAUCAGUCGAUGUACCCGAAGUGAAAGCAACAAAACUUGACAUCAAAGUUCCAACAGUGGAUACCAAAUCAACCAAAUUCGAUUUGUCGGAUAUUAAGAUUCCUGGAUUCAAAGGUAAAAAAGAUAAAAAAUCCAAACCUUCUACGGAAUUGGAUAUUAAAUUCGACGACAGCGUUUCGGUGGAUAUUCCUUCUGUAAAUGUACCCAAAGUAGAAGUACCGACUGCAGAAAUUAAAACACCCGAUACUAACAUCAAAAAAGGAAAAUCACCAAAAGGAUCAACCGAUAUUAAUAUCGACAUCAAGGAAAAGGUGACUGUUGACAUUCCAUCAGUAACCGUCCCUAGUGUUGAUAUUAAAGCUCCAUCAAAACAAACAAUUGAGGAACAAAUUAGAACCGUUGAAGCUGGAUUGCCAUCCGUCGAUGUAGAAAUACCAACAGUUGAUGUUAAGAAACCGGAUAUACCAAAAGCCGGAAUUAAAGCUGAUAUCAAAACAUCGAAAUUCGAAUUGCCGGAUGUUAAGAUUCCUGGAUUCAAGGGAAAGAAAGAUAAAAAGACCAAACCUACUUCGGAAUUCGGUAUUAAAUUCGACGACAGCAUUUCGGUGGAUAUUCCUUCUGUAAAUGUACCUAAAGUAGAAGUACCGACUGCAGAAAUUAAAACACCCGAUACUAACAUCAAAAAAGGAAAAUCACCAAAAGGAUCAACCGAUAUUAAUAUUGACAUCAAGGAAAAGGUGACUGUUGACAUUCCAUCAGUAACCGUUCCUAGUGUUGAUAUUAAAAUUCCAUCGAAAAAAACAAUUGAGGAACAAAUUAGAACCGUUGAAGUUGGAUUACCAUCCGUCGAUGUAGAAAUACCAACAGUUGAAAUUAAGAAGCCGGAUAUACCAAAAGCCGGAAUCAAAGCUGAUAUCAAAACAUCGAAAUUCGAAUUGCCGGAUGUUCAGAUUCCUGGAUUCAAGGGAAAGAAAGAUAAAAAGUCCAAACCUACUUCAGAAUCAAGUAUUAAAGUUGACGACAGCAUUUCGGUGGAUAUUCCUACUGUAAAUGUACCUAAAGUCGAAGUACCCACUACAGAAAUUAUAACGCCUGAGAUUUCGGAAUUAGGAGUUUCUACAAACAUCAAAACUCCCGAUGUUAACAUCAAAAAAGGAAAAUCACCGAAGGGCACUGAUAAUAUUGAAUUCAACGAAAAUGAUAACAUUUCUGUUGCUGUUCCAUCAACUAGUAUAAAAUCAACUUCCAUUCCUAAAGCAGAUGAUCUUAAGAAGAGUUCUGAUUAUGAAGUAUCAACUACUGGUGUUCCUAUCGCAAGUAUUUCGGACAUAGACAUCGACGAAUCUAAACAAAUGCCGGAUAUAGAAAUUGAUACCAAUGUAGAUAAUAUUCAAUCAGUUAAUCAAAACGUUAAUUCGCCGUCAUUCUUAAGUAAAUUGCGUAAAGGUCUAAAAAUUUCAUCAUCCAAGACGAAUAAAAAAUUGAAAGACAAGGGUGAUACAGUAAUGUCAGAAUCGGACGAAAAAACUAAAUCUUUAUUGAAUGAUUUUAUUGAAAAAGAGAGAGAGAACAUAAUCGUACAUUAUUCACCAGCAACUGAUGACAAUUCUGGACUUGAAUAUCCCGGAAAAGACGAACGUUCGAAAACGCCCGUAGAAGGAGAUAAAUCAAUCGUGCUACGAAAUUAUGAGGUAUCUGAUAUUUCUGGAAACGAUAGGCCUUUAACGUCCAACACUCAGAUCAAUCAAACUGGAACGGCCACCACGUGGAAAUCGAGAAAGGUUAUUAGACGCAUCGUUAUCAUAGAUGGUAUAGAAUGCGAGGUAGAAGAGAUAAUUGAUGAACCGGAAGCUGGUGCACCGGUUAAGAGUAUAACGAGAAAAACCAUUAAGAACGGCGAAGAAAUAGUUGAAAAUAUUAUCGAUCCGGAAGAAAUUGAAAAGAUCUUACGUCUCUCCGUACUCAACGAUAGCGUAAAGAAUACCAGUGAAAGUGUAACAACCACAAGAAUACGUAGAAUAGUUAGGCGAAAAAUUAUUGUAGAUGGAAAAGAGUCUGUAGUAGAAGAGACAAUUGAUGAACCUAGUAGCGACGAGAUAACUGAUAACGUAAUACUAAAACCGUUCGCUUACGGUACAGAGGGGGUACAAACAUCUAUCAGUGACCUUCCUGUUGACCAUAAAUUAAUAACAAAAACUAUAACGAGGAAAAUUAUUAGGCGUACCGUAGUGAUAGAUGGGAAAGAAAAGGUUGUAGAGGAGGUGGUGGAGGAACCGCAGAGUUUUGAUUUUACAGAAUCGUUAGGUCGAGAAUUAAAUAAAGACGGUAAUGAAAGUUACGGUACUACAACAAUCCCGCUGGAUAAGCGCACAAAUAUUGACUCUGAAUUUAUAAACGAGACUCAAACAGACCAUACCGUUUUGACGACGGUAAAAACUCGAAAAAUAAUACGGAGAAUAGUAAUUGUGGAUGGUAAAGAGACAGUUAUAGAGGAGGUAGUUGAUGAACCUGAGGCAAGAGAUAACUUUAAUUUGAAUGAUAUGGAUAAAGAUGAACAGAAUACUAUUGAUUGUUUAGUGUCUACUGAUAAAUCCCCACUUAACACCUGUUCAACGAAAUUGAUAGGAACGAAAUUAAUUGGUGAUAAAGCUAGAAUGAUACUUGUGUCAGAUAAGGUCGAUGAUCAAUUACCAAAAGUAAAAGCAUUUAAACUGAGUGACUUAUCCACGACUUCUAAUUAUCUUAAUGACAUUAAAAAUAAUAUUAUGAGAUCUGACAAUAAUAAAAAAUAUGCUACGUAUUGUAUAUUCUACGAUGAGAUUUUGGAUUUAUUGGAUUUUAUCAAAUUCUACAUCUCAAAACAUAAAAAAUUGAGUGAUGCUGACUUGGAAUUCCAUUUGGAGGAACCCAUAAAUUCAAAACAAAUUAUAAAUCAAGUUGAAUCAGUUAUUAAGGAUGUAUCUAACAUAAAGGAAAAACAAACUAACAAUAGUGAAGAAUUUGAAAAAAUUAAAUUGAUGAUAGAAAAACUUCAAAAUAAGAUAAAAUUAGUAAAAUGUCAGAUUGAUACUUUCAACGAGGAUAUUGAUAUAGUGGAUUGGCAGAAUCAAAUUUUAGCAAUUGAUAACGUUCAUAAAAAAAUAGAACAAUAUAAAUCAGAUUUUGAACAAUUAAAAAAAGGAAAGUCGUCAUAUCAAGAAAAACUUAACAAUUUGGAAAUAUUAUUAGCUCAUAAUCAGUUAGUCAUUGAAGAAUUAUAUGAUAUUAUAAGUACUUACAAAUUAAAAUACAACUUGAAACAUAAAUUACCAGAUGACACAUAUAAAUAUUUAAAAGCUGCGAUAAAACUUGAUAAAGAAUUAGGAAAUACAAACAAACUUUUUAUUGAUGAAAUCGAAAAAGAUAAUUUCACCAAUAUGCACUCUAAACAUUUGGAAUUAGUUUGUGGACCUGUAAAAAAUUUUAAUGAAAAUACAAAUAAAUAUUAUAACAUCAAACAUAUUCUGGAGGAUCUUGAUAAUUAUCAUCAUGUUAUCACAAAACUGGUGAACUUAAAAACUUUAUCGGAAUCCCAAAAACCCGAUAAAAACAUCAUAAAACAUUUGGAUACGGAACUGAAUAACACUCAGUUAAAUAUAAAAAGGCUUUUGUCUAUUCAAAAUGAGUGGACUCGUUUAGAACAUAUUUUAACAGCUGAACAAAAAUGGUUAGAUGAAGUUGGAGUUUCUAUUCUUGAUCUAACGAAAAUAACGUCAAUUAAUUACGUUGAAACGCUGUCUAAUACACAAAAUACAAUCACAAAUGUGACAAUUCAUUACGACAAGCUUAUAUAUUUGAAGGACGUAAUAGAAAAACUCCAGAAUCAAAUUGAUGUAAAACCGUUAUUGUAUGUAUGUGAACAACAUGCGAAUGAUACAUUCAAAUUGAAGAAUAAUUUAAGAGCAAAGGAAAUGCGCUUGAUGACGUUUAAGAAACAAUUUGAUAAAUACAGUGAACUCAAAAACAAUAUUGAAUCGAGUUUGUUACGUAUUACAUCAAUUUUGAAAGAUAUUACACCAAACCAGGAAAUCAUCGAUAGCAAUAUAAUUCGAUACGAAUUAGAGGUUUUAGAAGAAUCUAUUAGAACUUGUUCCAAUAGCUUAAAUGAAUCACUCGAUAUCUUGCCCAUCUCUGAUGGACAAGGUGAAAUUGAAACCAUGGGGUCACUUGCAAUAGAAUGUAAGGCAUUAAAAGAUAAACUACAUAAAACAAGAUCUACCAUGGAUAACUGUGACAUUUCAAAAACAUUUAAACACCUCGAAACCGUUUUAGAAAAACCAAAAGACAUAUUAUUAGACCAUAUUAAGGCGCUCAAAGGUGUGUCAUAUGAAAUAAUUGCCGCUGAGAGUCUUGAGAAUAAUGACCAACAAUUAAUUGCCUUCAAAAAUCAAUGUAAUAGUCAAUUAAAAGAUUAUUCGGAUUUAAAUAGCAAAACCGAAACAUUACGAAAUACACUGUUCGAGCUAACCAACGAUAUAAACAAUGCUAAUUUCACUUUGUCAGAAUUAGAAAAUGAAUCAUAUAAAAACAGGCACACUUCCGAAACAGCAAUAUGCAAAACGUACCAUCAAGUUUCGGACAAUAUGAAAAAUAUACAACAAACGCUGUCGUUGACUUCUCAACAGUUGAAACAAUUAAAAGAUAGUCUUAAGCACUUUAAAAAAGACAGAAAAAUAUUGGAAUCUGAAGUGAAUGAGGUUGAAAAACGGUAUAAACAAUUAAAAACAAAACAUCAAAGUACACUCAAAAUGUUGGAAAAUAAGUGCAACUAUUGGACAAUGGUCGACGAGCUGUUGCUAAAAAUUAGAAUAAAAAAUAACCAUAUAAACAAUUUAAUUUUAAUCCCGUCGAACUCGGAUACCCUAGCUGGCAAACAUUUAGAAGCGAUAUUGAAGCACCUUAAGGAUGUACGCAGCUCUUAUGACAAAGAGAAUAAAGCAAUUUUGGCUGACAUUGAAACCCUUCGUAGGAAAGGAGACAAAGACCAAAUUGAUGAAAUAAUUGACGGUGAUCUGGUGCAAUGGAAUGACACCGGGGUGGCUGUAAAACAAUUGGUAGAACGUUACGAAAAAGCAUCGAAAACACUACAUAAUUAUCAACAGCUAAAAGAGUCUACAAAUGAUUGGUUGAAUAAUAAACUUUUGUCAAUUGAAACCACGGAAGAUGUAUCAGAUAAGUCAAAGUCAAUUGAUAAGCAACAAGAAAAUCUGGUUGAAUUACGUAACAUGAUAACAGACGUAGCCGAAACCAUUGGACUAAAUCCAGAUGACGUACCGCUAAAUGAAAUCGAAGAACUUAAUUUGAAACUAGAGAAAGUCCAAAAACUUCUAGCCGCACUCGGAGAUGUUGCAGACAAAAAGAACAAAAUGUCGGACAACAUCGAAGAUGCGAAACGACUUUUACAUGAUAUCGAAAAGAAUUCAUCAAAAUCCACCAAGAACAAUGACGAGAACCUAAAGGAAUUAAGAAUUAAAUUGUUAGAUUUGAAUAAAUCGAAAAAAGAGAUGGACGAAUCAUUCGACAUUGAUAAUUUUGAAAUACCAUUAAGUGAAAAACGAACAUACUCUAUAAUCGAAGUAUUCCAGCUCUGGCAGCAAGUGUUCAAAGAAACUUUCAACCAAUAUCGUAGAUUAUCGUGUUCUUUACUUGAAAACGAAAACAAUACUGCUGUAUUUGAAUUAUGGCACGACUAUUUAAUUUAUGUACAAGAAUUUUUAAAAUCUCCUGUUCCUAGUGACUACCAUUCGCUGACAAGUCAUGAACGACUUUGUCAAGUACAUCAAGAAGUAUUAAUCAGUCAGAUGGAUACUAUACCAAAUUGUAUGAAUAAGCCAGACAUCAUCUCUGAGCCAGUAGCAAUGGAAAGAUUUACAUCUUUAAUGGAUUUGCACAAUGAAACUAUGACAGAACUCGAAAACACUCAUCAAGAAGUGUGGACCAAACUAGGCCACUGGAAAGAAUACCGAACAAAUGUUAAGAAAGUAUAUGAAUGGUUAUGGAAGGUUGAAAAAAUUCAUUCAAAUUUAAAUCUUAAAUUCAUCAAUACCAGAAGGCUGCCACAAUUAAAAUCUCAAAUAACUAGUUUAUUAAAUAAUCUGACUGAAGAACGUGCUCAAAUCAAAGACUUAGAGAAUCGUCAAAAUACCAUCUUCACGUUUUGUGAUAAGCCUACAGAAACCGGACACAGAAAAGAACUGAUAGCGAUUAGUCAACGAGUCAAUGAGAUCCAAGCGUCAUUAGAAGUUUGGAAUGGUUACCUUGAAAACAUAGAAAAGCUUACUACUUCUUUUGACGUUCAAUGCACAGAAAUAGAUCAAGUAUUGCAAGAUGUUCAAACUAAACUUGAUACACUGAAACAUGAAUUUGGAUCAAACGAGGAUAUAGUGCCAUCUGAUAUACUGAACACAGAGUCUAAUAAAAUACAGGAAUUAAAUAACAGCUUGAAACAAUUAGAUCCGCAAUUUUCGUCUACUACAGAUAUACGAGACAAGCUAAAAGAUUCCUUAGAUCCUAUAGAAAUUCGAUCAUUUGGUCAAAAACUUAGGUUUUUAAUAUAUCACCAAAAGGAUUUACAAUAUCAAUUGUUCUUGUACUCUUGUCAAAUUGACAAUUUAUUAUAUAAACCACAAGAAUUCACUCAUAGAUACACUAGAUUUAGAAAUUGGGCUAUUGAUACCGAAACUCAGUUGAAAAAUUUAACUAAAUCUUUGAAAGAUCCACAAUUUGCUAUUGAUGUAUUGAAACCUGAAUUUGAAUCUCAGAUUAAUUCUAAACAAAAAGAAUUUAAUUGGUUAAAUGGAGCUGGAAAUCAACUAAUUAAAGCAGAAUCCCAAAUAAAUCCUGAACUAGCAAAAACUACUGAAUCUAACUUAAAAGAGAUCAAUGAAAACUGGAAUAAUUUAAAUGGAUCAUUGUAUAAAUAUACCGUCGAAUUACCUACAACAAUUUUGAAUACAAAUAAAUUAUUCGAUAAACUUAAUACUUUCAAAAUUUGGAUCAGCGACUUAGAAUCAAAAAUAAACAACGCAAUUGUUUUUAACGAUCGUUCAGAAUAUAACUUAAAAGAAGAAUUAAAGUGUUUAGAUGCAUUAAGUAAUACCUAUAAAGAAAAACAAGGAGAGUAUAACGAAUUAAUGGCUAGAUGUAAUGAACAACUUAAUAGCGAUAAAAACACAAAUAAUUAUGAUACCAUUGAUAGUACUCAAGAUUUACAGUGCCCAUCAAAGACCUUGCCUAUCAGCUGGAAGAACCUAGAAAACAAAAUAAGCGACAAACGUGUUCGCGUAUUAAGUGCAUGGGAGGAACUGCAAACCAUACUUGGUUUAGUCGACGUAGAAACCAAAUGGCUGAAUCGGUUAAAUAUUUCCGUCGAAGAACAUAACAAAAAGAAAUUCAUAGAACAUAAAAGUUUGUCUGGCUUAAUCAGUAAUUUCGAACAGGAACAACAAACCGCAAAAGACAAGUUUUCUAAGUUAGAACUCGCUGUUUCUAUAUCUCGUUCUACAUAUACUGCGAAGUUUAUUGACGAAGAAAUAGAAAUAAUUAGUAAAAAACGAGAAUCUUUGUUGGAACAAAUUGAUAAGAUACUUAUCGUUCUUAAGAAAUCAUUAACAUUAUGGAAAGACUUCAUUAAUGCUCAUGGAAGGGCUGUAGUGAUGACUCAAGUCGAUACCAAACUAAUUCAACUUGAGUUAUUAGAUAAAUCUGACAAUGAUGACGAAGGAAAUGCACGUGUUAUGGAGAAAAACCUUGGAAAUUUACAAAUAUUAGAAAUGGAGUUGAAAAAAUAUGGAGGACUUCUCGAAAAGGCAGAUGCAUUAGGUCUGCAAUUAAUGACUAAUAGUACUCCUAAUGAUAUAAAAAAUAUUCAAGAAAUGAUUGAUGAGUACCAACUUUUAUGGAAAGAUAUCAAUAAUCGUAUUGAAAAAUUGAAAGUGGCAUGUGUUCAAGAAACCUCGUGUAGAAAGAAGCGGUCGGUAAACGAAGAAGUUCAAGUAGAAACAUUAAAGUUUGGCAAAGAUUCACAAAUACAAGUCGACACUCUUCCCACUGAAUUACUCAGAAAAGACUCAUUCCAAUACGAAUUACAAACAGCGAUAGCGAACGCUACUACUAACUUAAACGAGUUAGAAUUAGCUAUACAAAAAUCUGACAAGAAUUUGUCGAAAAACAUUGCAACUUGUCAAAUGUCCAUAGACUUGAUCAAACAUCUCAGUGUCAUAUUAAAAACACAAUGUGGAGUGUCCGAGUCCGACAUAACCAUAGUCAGGUCUGAAGAGUUAUUGACCAAGUACGAGGAACUUCUCGUGAAAUUCCGAUUACAGCAACAAGUCAAUCAACCAAAAAACAGCAGUUCGGCGAUGUGUCCACUGUGUUCCGAACAAAACUGGUCACAGUUCGAAAACGACAUGUGGCGCUUGGAACACUGGAUACAGUCAACCGAAGCUAAGCUGAGCGUCCAACCCAUGAUACCACCAUCGAAGAUUGAACAACUAGAAGACGUCAUACAAGAGCACAGGGAACUCCUAUUGUACUUGGACAGUCACCGAAAUAUUGUGCAGUCCUUGAACGUGAUUGGACAGCAUUUGGCCGAUCAUAGCAAUGACGAGGAAAGAGCAUCUCAGAUCAAGAACCGUUUAUCUGCAACCAAUUCCAGAUGGGAUCGUGUCUGUUUCGCGUGCACCGAAUGGCAAACUAAAUUGCAGACUGCACUCAUGGAGAACGAUGAGUUUUACGGCGUAAUUGACGAACUCGUCGAUUGGCUAAACGAAACAGAACGAGCGAUCAAGACGACCGAACCGGUAGACCUGGCCGAAGAUACGGCUAUCAUAGUAGACAAAUUCAACAAGUUUAAGAACAUGCACGCGGAACUGGAGAGGUGCGAACCACGAGUGGUGUCGCUGCUCGAGGCAGCCGACUGGCUACGUCAGGCCAACGAAAAAACUGGCGCCACGACGCGCUCAGCUUCCGCCACCGCCUCCGAAUCCGAUCAGACCAUCGUCGACUCUCACGCAAGACUGUCACACCUCAGGACCCGGCUUACAGUGUUAAUAAACAUGACGGCUAGCUACGUGACGAAACUGGGCACGACCUUGGGCUACGACAUGUCGCCGGACAACGUUUGCAUAAGACUCCACCAGGUGGAUGAUACCAGCACCGCUAUGAAUCGAUCCAAUGAAGAAGAACCGAACACAAAUGUUGGCGGAGAUGAGACGGUGCUAAGACGCGGCUACAGAUUCUUCGGACGGGUGAUGCGAGCGUCCCUGCCGUUCCAGGUGCUGAUGCUGCUGGUCCUGGGCGCAGCCUCUCUGGUUCCGAUCGUCGACGAGGAGUUCAGCUGCAUGGAGUCCAACAACAUCGCCUGGAGCCUUUACCCGUUGCUCCGUUACCCCGGCGGACCACCGCCCGUAUAGAGCGACCCCGAUGACCACCUCGCCAACGACUCACCACAUGAUCAUACGUGUCCCCCACCUUUCACCCCCCCCCCCCACCCCACAAUCACCAACAUCGAUCAAUAUUAGGAUUAUAAUUGUCAUUAUUUUUUGUAAUUUUUUUUUUCUUAUUAUUAUUAUAAUUAUUGUAAUUAUUAUUAUUUCUAUACGCACUCAUACACACCACCCAAGUUGAAAUAGUUUAUUAUAUAAUAUUGUUGUGUUCGCCGUUUGUAAUAUUGUUUUGGGGUAUGUUACUCGAACCGUCGUCGUCUCGAUGACACGAUGAUCGAAAAGCAUAUGCCAUUAGAUUAUUAUUAAAUGUCUGUUUUGGAAAUGUAUUUUAAACAUAUACGAGAUAUAUUAUUGUUAUGUAAUACGAACGCUUUAAACAUUUCCCAAGUUUGUCCUUCGAUGAAGUGCUCUAGAAAGUACUUUAUACAGCGUAUUUACCUGCUAUACCGUCGCCGAUUUUUGUUUUUGUUAUUGGUAAUUUAGUGUGACGCGUUCGUCUAUAAUAUAAGUAAUUGACAGUAAUUUGAUUGUUAGAUUUUCACUCUAAUCAUCAUGAUACCCACACGACGUUAAAUCAAAAUUGAAACUAUUAUAACUAUACGAGACUGUCAAAGUGCAGGGUACGAAAAAAAAAUAGUCGUUAAUAAUUAGCGAAUAGUAAAAAAAUAUAUAUAUUAUAUUUACUGUGUUCAUUAUUGAAAAAAUAUAAAUAAAAGUUUAAUAUGAACACGUGUGAUUUGAACGUUUUAAAAUUACUGUCAAUUUAUUAAUGAUAAUUUAUAUAUUUUUAAAGUAAUAAACACAUUUGUAUUAAAUACAAAAAGUUGCGUCCAUAAAAAGAACAAUCAUUAAUAAUUCGUUUUGUUAAAAAUGAUUAAAGCGUUUUCGUUCUUUAGGUUAAUUAAAACAUAAUACUUAUCCCCUAAUAAUAUAUCAACUUAAGUUUCGUGCUUAACAUUAACACUACUAACUCUCAUUUUAUUGUUAUUUAUAAAAGUAUAAAGUAUUUUAACUUGUGAUUAAUUUUAAAAUUAUUAUAAGUUUUAUUUUUGAUUUUAGCAUAAUAUAAAUAAUAUAUUUGAUAUUGACUAUAUAAUAUAUAUAUAUAUUAUUAUUAUCAUGAAAAUUUUAUUCAUUUGUUGAUUUAAAAUGUGUUGUUUUAUACAAAUAUCAAAUAUUGAAAUAUAACCAAUAUAUAUUAUACGAUACAAUUUUACA
Molecule: messenger RNA, 29266 nt
Organism: Aphis gossypii (cotton aphid)
Lineage: Eukaryota; Metazoa; Arthropoda; Insecta; Hemiptera; Aphididae
Product: muscle-specific protein 300 kDa
Biological process (GO): nuclear migration
Cellular component (GO): cytoplasm; nuclear outer membrane; meiotic nuclear membrane microtubule tethering complex
Molecular function (GO): actin filament binding
Source: RefSeq, a predicted model, not a curated record